AUGGCAACUCCAAAAAUUGUCUCAUCUACGGCCACAACUAUCAGUGAUUUAGGAAAAGAGCUUUCCGCGGCAAAAGCAAGAGUCAUUACCCUAGAGCAGGAGGUCUUAUCCGGACGACGAGAAAUUGCUCAAGAAGCAUCUAAGCAGGAAGCACUGUUACAGGAAACAAAACGUCUGCAACAUACUAUAUCAACUAUGUCUCUGAGCAUUGAGAAUCUAAUACAGGAGUUACAAAAAUCGCAUCGGGAAAAAUCUGCGAUUGACUUUGCAAAUCGAAGCAUGGCAACUGACAUUCACAACACGCGAAUGAAGAUGGCGGAGAUGGAUAGCCAGUUAAGGAUCACGAUUCAACAGCUAACAGCAGCGAGUUCGGAUUCCAUGAAGAUGAGGAAUCACAUUAUGGAACUGCAGAAGUCCGUCUCCGCUGCGGAGGGCAUGGCUAAUAGGGCCAGGUUGUCUGAAAGCGAAUUGGCACAAAGUCUGGACCACUAUAAGCAUCAGUCAGCCUCUAUGGCCAGUUAUAUCACGGUCUUGACAAGCAAUUACAUCCCAAAGCUUGAAGAGUUUGCGAUGAAGCAACCAGAAGAGUCCUACACAAAGCGCAACGUGGAUGCGCAGCUCGCCGAGGCCAAGUCGCAGAUCAAUGUGAUCAAGAAAGAUCUCAGAAGAAGUCGCAAGGACGCAAAGAAUUUUCGGAAGCAGAAUUGGAAUGGGAAAGCAAGAAAAGCGAAACCUUUCCCCGAAACCAGGCUAGGCAUGGUUAUGAAGGAUACAAACAGGGUCGUCAGUGGAGAACCUAUGGAGCAGUCAGAGUACAUUCAAGUAGACGUCAGUCGCGCACCGCCAAUGGAGAAGAUUGGGGAGGUAACGCAUCCAAAGAUGGGUGCCAAUACCGAGGAGGAAGAAGGAGGAGAGUCGAUGAAGGACUCAAGGAAGUCAGAAAACUCGAUACGAAACGGAGAGAACGAUUGCACCUCCUAUGUACAUAUUUACAAGGGUCUGCCGUCUCCUACGCCCCUAUUCGAGGACAAGCCGCAACCGGGUGCAGACUUUGCUGAGACUUCUGAUGUCGAAUGUGUCCAGAUCGCACAGCAAGCGGAACGAAUUCGCAAGCUCGAGGCCAAGAACGAAGGAUUGGAGAAUGAAAUCGACAAGUUGAGGAGCAAUGUUUGUCAGAUAACAAAAGAUUCGGAGCAGCUGAAGCAACAAGUCAGUUAUCAUCAAGGCCAAAGCUUCAUGGAGGGAUACGAAAUCCUCAAGGCUCUUGGUCGAAAUCGGCGGCAGCUUGUUUGCCAUAUUUUCGACGGCAUACUCCGUAUAAUAACACCGGAUGAUAUUGACGAAGUUCCCCACGCAAACCGUACAAUCGCCACUUUGGAGGGCUUCUAUGCCAGUGUGGGAGGCCGCCUCACUCUCUAUGUGCAACAAGCCGACAAGGACGCCGUUUUGUUCAGGGAGCUUCUCGACAGGAUGUGGGAACUGACACCUGCCUCCUUUCAGGUUGGCGGUCUGGUUGAGCCACGAGAUGUAUUCAGCAAAAUCAUCGCUCUCAGGAGAAUUGUGCAAUCCCUUCGCAAAGACGCUUGGCGUGAGCUUGCCGGGCAGGAUGAUCACUACUCGAUGAGUUUUCUGAGGCCCAACGAACUUUUAUUUCCCGUCCCUACGAAUGGACAGCCUCCCCGAUCCCAGCAAGCUUACGUUGUCAGAAUCACGUUUUUCCUUGCUUUGAUCUCUGUUACUUUAUGGACAUGUAAUUGGCUGCCAAUCAGUUUCCGGCCAUUGCUGUGUCUCUUUAUGUUGCGAUUUGGAGCACUCUGGAUCGAACGCAUCGAAGCAACUAUGGAAGAUGAAGGAUGCAAGCACUUGCAGUCAGUGUGCAACAGAGGCCUGGAUGAUGGACAUACAUCAAAGAUAUCUGACCGAAACGGAAACACAGUGAGACAGCUGACCGGGUUACUUACUCAAGCAGAUAAGAAUGCACUGGAGGCGUUAUCGCCUAAGCUCGGCCUGCAAGGUAAAUUGGGUGGAAAAAAGAAAGAGAGGAAGGUGAAGUGUUAG
Molecule: messenger RNA, 2058 nt
Organism: Fusarium coffeatum
Lineage: Eukaryota; Fungi; Ascomycota; Sordariomycetes; Hypocreales; Nectriaceae
Exons: 1
Coding region: 1-2058 (685 amino acids)
Source: RefSeq, a predicted model, not a curated record